CUGUGACAGCCGGUAGAUGUUUACAUAUACGGCCUGUGUGACCGGCGCUGGUCUCCUCCUCUCAUUCAGCCGCACACUCGUCGCCUCUACAAAACAGAUUUGGGUCAGCAGCUCCAUCUGCUUCAUCAUGAGUCCAAAAAAUGUCAUUUUCAAGAAGACCUGCAAAGACAAGUCGGUGGGAGUUUUCAUGGGAAAAAGAGAUUUUGUGGACCGUGUGGACUCUGUGGAUCCAGUUGAUGGAGUCAUUCUGAUUGAUCCAGAGGUUUUGGCGGGAAGAAAAGUGUUUGUCACCCUGUCUUGCACCUUUCGCUAUGGCAGAGAUGACAUGGACGUGAUGGGAAUUGCCUUCCGCAGAGAGCUGUACCUGGUCACCCGGCAGGUUUACCCCCCAAUGCAGGACCGCGACAAGACGGUGCACACCAGAGUCCAGGCUAAACUCCUACGCAAGCUGGGAAACAACGCCUACCCGUUCUUCUUUGAGUUUCCUGACAAUCUGCCUUGUUCAGUGGCACUCCAACCAGCCCCCAAUGAUGUUGGCAAGCAAUGUGCCGUGGAGUUUGAGAUAAAAGCCUUCAGCGCUGAGAGUCAGGACGCCAAAGUUCGCAAACGGAGUACCGUUAAGCUGAUGAUCCGUAAGGUUCAGUACGCUCCAGAGAGUCAGGAGGUGGCACCGAGUGUAGAAAUCACUAAGGACUUUGUCAUGUCAGACAAACCACUACAUGUUCAGGCCACACUGGACAAAGAGCUUUAUUACCAUGGAGAACCCAUCAAAGUUCAUGUCAACGUCACAAACAACUCCAACAAAAACAUCAAGAACAUCAUAGUUUCAGUGGAUCAGGUCGCAACCGUGGUGCUGUUCUCCAAUGACAGCUACACCAAAUGUGUGGACUACGAGGAUAAUGGGGACUCAGUGUCCGCUGGAGCAACGCUGAAGAAAGUUUACACUCUGCUCCCCCUGCUGGCCAAUAACAGAGAGAGGAGAGGCAUCGCUCUGGACGGCAAACUGAAGCAUGAAGACACAAACCUGGCGUCAUCCAGCGUGGUCAAAGAGGGGGUGCUGAAGGAGGUGAUGGGCAUCAUGGUGUCCUACAGAGUCAUGGUGAAGCUCAUCGUUGGAGGGAUGAUGGGAUCCAGCGAGGUCGGCCUGGAAGUUCCCUUCAGACUGAUGCAUCCCAAACCUGAUGCAGUGAGGGAGAGUGAGAUGGAGGACGAGAUGGUGUUUGAGGAGUUCAAGCGCUCCUACCUGAGGGGAAUUAUUGCUGGUGAUGAUGAUGAUGAGGAAGGCAACGUGUCGGGAGGAGAUGACAUUACGCCCAAAGAGAAGUGAAGAAAAUUAAGGUUUGACGGACGGAAGCAGCUCAGAGAUCAUGUUAGAAAUGAAAAGUUAUUCCUAUUUUCUUAAAGGUUUGUCCCUCCAUGGCUGCUUGAUUCAACCACAGUGUGCUGUUGAAAAAUAAAAUAACAAAAAAACACAUGGAUAUGAAUGUUUCACUUUAAAUCAUUGUGAAUUUCUGGCUGUUCAGUUCUGCUUUCAGGGGUUCCCAGGUCUUAAAAGGAUUUUUGAUCAUUGUUUAUUCUUAAUAUUAUUUAUUAUAAAUUUAUGUAUAGUAUUUUAUAAUAUUAUAUCAUAUUAUUGUUUAUGUUUUAAUAGAUGAAAGUUAUUUGAAGUAAUUGAAAGAGAAGCUUUCUUGGCAAUAAGCUUAGAAAUUGUUCAACAAAAGAAAUGUUUUGUGUGAGGUAGUGCUUCUGCAUUUGCAGACUCACGGCUCAGACUCUCAUUAAGAUUUAAAGUUGUAGUGACAUUUUUCUACAACUAUAAAUGCUGAUUGUUUCCUUUUUGUUUCACUGAGGCAAAAAUUUUCACCUUCAACCCGAAAAACUAACCAGCAGAACUCCCCUUUAGCAGCAAUUUCAAUAUUAACAUAUUACUUAUUUUUGAAAAUGUUGUUUUCCUGUUUUUGAACAUUUGGUAAAUAAAUCCUGGCUGACACA
Oryzias latipes (Japanese medaka) is the source of this 1992-nucleotide messenger RNA. The record is from RefSeq and is a predicted model, not a curated record. NCBI's taxonomy places the organism in Eukaryota, Metazoa, Chordata, Actinopteri, Beloniformes, Adrianichthyidae.